AUGGAGGUGUGUGCAGUGAUGUGCUGUUGUGUGUCAUGUUUCCCUAUUGUCACAUUGUCUUUUUCUGCUACUGUAUUUCUUCGCAAUGUCUUUAAGUACCUUCCUUUGUACCGUAAUAUUUUUGUAUUUAAUGUUUUUAUAAUCUUUGUGAAAUGUUUCUGUUUGCAUGAAGCAACUACAGUUACUCUCUUGAAAUAA
This is a messenger RNA of Trypanosoma brucei brucei TREU927, 198 nucleotides long. RefSeq lists its product as hypothetical. The record is from RefSeq and is a predicted model, not a curated record. The coding region runs from base 1 to 198 and encodes 65 amino acids. NCBI's taxonomy places the organism in Eukaryota, Euglenozoa, Kinetoplastea, Trypanosomatida, Trypanosomatidae. The transcript has a single exon.